Molecule: messenger RNA, 7295 nt
Organism: Zootoca vivipara (common lizard)
Lineage: Eukaryota; Metazoa; Chordata; Lepidosauria; Squamata; Lacertidae
Gene: PTPRN
Product: protein tyrosine phosphatase receptor type N
Biological process (GO): insulin secretion involved in cellular response to glucose stimulus; regulation of secretion; protein dephosphorylation
Cellular component (GO): secretory granule; synapse
Molecular function (GO): protein tyrosine phosphatase activity
Source: RefSeq, a predicted model, not a curated record
UGCACAGGCAAGUACACGAGAUCACACCAGGUAGAUUACGUUUGUGGGAAUGCACUGUUCAGCACCAUUUUCUAUCCAUGAUUCUAGUAGCUGGGGAUUAUUAUUAUUUUAAUCUUGCCAUGGAUGAGGGAAUCCCCAGAAACUUGGCUGCCUAGAUACCAUAGAGUUGCCAUAUUUCAAAAGUGAAAAUCCGGACACAAAAAUUGGGUUGACGUAUGAUCUUAUUUUUCCAGAUAUUUCCACCCGGACACUGUUUUGACAGCCAAGUCCCGGCAAUUUCCAGGAAAUUCUGGAUGUAUGGCAGCCUUAAGAUACCAGUGAAUGGAAUCUCCUUACUCGGGGAGCUCCAGAAGACUUGUUCACUGAGCAUUCCUCCUGAAUUGUUUGCAAGGAGGUUAGAUGACAUUGCAUCAAUGCAAGUGUUAUUUCACACUUUCCUGUGCAUUUCCCCAUCACUUUCCUUAUCGCAAAGAGCAUAGCCUUUAGGAGAAGUAGGUUUGUGGCGCAGGAUGUCCCGGUCCACUAUAAUUGUGCAACCAGGGUUUGCCAGUAUGUGGUUGAAUCUAAUCUGAAAAUAGUGAUAGUCUGAAAGUGCCCUCAGUCCCUAUGCAGGCCUGGUCCUGGGAAGUAGGAAUAUGGGUUUCCCAGCUCUUCGUACCAGGGCGGAGGAUUGACAGUUCUAAUCUGAUAUAGUGACUGGAGGUUCAGAGCAUCAUUAAACAAUACAUGCCUACCUUUAGCAGAGCCUGUGGUUUUGGCUCUAAUCUGGACAAGUGGUGUUAAUGAAAAGUGGACAGGAAAUAGAAAGCGCACACACAGGACUGCCUUGUCAGCCUGAUCACCUUCCUCCAAUCUUGUGCCAUUUGCUUAAUAUCCCCAUAGUUUCUCCUUCAUAUGUUCUGUUGGAAGGGAAUAACACAAGCUGACUGCAGUGUCGCCUCGCAUGGUAUAGUGAGGAACCUUUUCAGCUGGAGGCCUCUGUUUGCUCAAUGGCAGCCACCUGUGGAUGCUGCGUGUCAGUGAUGGGUGGCGUCAGAGGCAAAAGUGUGUGGAGCAACAGGUGUGAUUUUUAACCUUCGUACAGUAAACUCAGAAGUGUUUACAUACACCCUCCACCCAUCCCACAUCUGUGUCCUUCAUCCAGACAAGCCAGAGGCAUGGUCACAGGUCAGGGACACAUUGCUGCCAGGGAAGAGCAGAGCCAUGGAGGGAUCAGGAGGGCCAGGUAAAGAGGCUUGGAGGGCUGCAUUCAGCCCCCAAAUCUGAGGUUCUUGCCUAUCACUGCUCUACGUGGAAGGCAUCUUUUUCCAGUGGCAAAAGCCAAGGGUGGGAGCCCCUGGGCAAGAAUUGGGUCCCUUGUCUGAUCCUCUGACCCAAACGGUUGACAUAAUGUCUUCCAAGGCAAAAUCAAACAUUUCCAUUUGCAAAAAUGUCAUGCUUUUUACUUGUGCCCCUAACUUCUAUUUCCAUAUCCCCGUUUCCUAGAUUGCACACAAGCAAUCUCUUGCCUGCUAUAUAGUUCAGUUGAUGGUGAAACAUGGUCUUCCAACUACUAUAACAAAAUUGUAGGGAAACAAAAAAAGAGGCAGCCUUGUUGUAUGCUGCUGUGACCCCCUAGCAAGUUAGGUAAGUUUCUAGUUCUAAGAAAGACGCAGGGAGUUUGAAAAAGUAAACAACUUUAUUCCUGCAGCAUGUGAGGUGGUACCAGCUGAAAUGAGCAAAUAGCAUUUCCCUCUUCCUGCUGCCCCUUAACCAGUAAAUUAACCUAUGAAAGUUGCAGUUGUGGAAUGUCAAAAAAAUAUGGCAGAACCGUGUGAAUUUGCUUAAGGUUAUUUUGUCACAAGAGCAUAAACUUGCAUCUUUUGGGUUAAAGCUGUUCGGCGUUGAAAGCUGGCAGGAGCACUUAACAUUGGCUUUUCAACACAAUGGCGGCUGUUCUGGCUUGGCCCCUCUAGUGAGAGCAUUGGGCCUUUCCUGUUUUAUUGGAACUCUGGCGAGGAGAGUGAUGACUAGCCUUUAAUCUAGUGCACAUGCUCUGUUUUUGAGAAGUGCUCUUGUUUCUGGUACAGUCUUUUAGGAUACUUUUUUGCAAAAUGAAUCCAUAGGUCACUUUUUUAUUAGGAAGGUGAGGGAGCCGCUCACUCUUGUUGGUGGCAUUCCUUCUGAAAACAGCAAAUAGGUCUAUAAAGCCAUUUUACUACUGGCCAUUUUUAGGAAAAAUGUGUUUACUUUGAUUGUGCAGGCCUAUAGAACCCAGAGAGCAUAUUAAGAAGAGUCUUGCUGGAACAGCGCAAAUGCACCUGCAUGCGCACGCACACACACACUCACUCUCACAAUCACAUUCGUUGCCCUGAGCUGCUAUUGUUAAGUAGUUGGGAGCCAGACCUCCUUGCUGGCUUGCAAAUCAUAUAGAGAUCUGCUUUACACCCACCAACGGAGAGGGUGAGGGUCGAUUCUGCACAAUCCAUCUGGCAGGAAUCAUCAAGGAUAUAUGCAGAAGUCUCUGGAUCACGUGAGAGUGCAAUGACAUAAUGCUGCCUUGCGGAGUCCCCUGUAUCAUUCCUUUUGAGCGAAGAGCGGGAGCUUUGGACCUAUAGGAAAAAUAGGACAUAUAUGAAACCCCCCAUGAUUCAGUUUUCCUAGCCUCCCUUCCCCAUUCAGGUAGAAAAAGAGGCACUGUUGAUUUAUAACCGAGCAUGUCACACAGAGCUAUUUUGGGUUGCUGCGCUCUUUGGGGGGAUCGUGGUGGAGAUUUCAGUGGAAUGUGGCCAAACCCCAGACUGUGGCUGCGCCUGCCUGCAGGAGAUGUAAUUCAACAGCCUCCGCUAACGAAGCGAUUGGUGUAACUUAAUGCAUCAACAGCGAGGGGUGUGCGCCAGCCUCGCCUGGCGAAGUCGGAGGCGGAACACAGAUUUGAGAAUGCGGCGAGUACCGGUAUAAUACGAGGCGAGAUGGGUGUGGCCUCUCGUGUAAUAAGGAGGCGUAACUUUUUUCCCCCAAGCAGGGUGUGGCCAUGGCUUUUUAAUUAUUGGCUUUCCCUAUGGAGGCGUGUCCUUUCCCUGCGUUGCGAUAGGUCACUGGGGCCCUAGAGUGUGCUUUGCAUGCUCAUUGAGAUUGGCUGGUUGGAGGUGCGCGUCCUUGUCUAGGCCUGGAGGGGGCGCUGAUUGCCGGGUUAAGGAUGGUGCAGCGGCCGUGGAGGCGGCGGCUGCCUGGGCUGUGAGCGCGGGGGCACCGGCAGGCAUGGGGCGGUGGCGGAGCCUGCUCCGGGCACUCGGCUGCUUCAUCCUCUCGCUGCUGCCGUUCCUCGGGGCCGGCGCUGCCGCGGAUCGCCCGCUGCAAGUGCUGCACGGCUGCCUAUUUGACAGGAGACUCUGCUCCCAACAGGAAGUCUGUGUGCAAGAUGGAUUGUUUGGUCAGUGCCAGGAAGGUUCCCUUCAAGAUAAGCCGUACUUCCAGGUUACAGCCUCUGUGCUCCAGCGUUUGCAGGAUGUGCUACGGCAUCUCAUGGCACAAGGUUUAUCAUGGCAGGAUGACCUUACCCAACAUGUGAUCUCCCGGGAGAUGGAACGCAUCCCCAGACUUCACCUUCCACCUCCUUGGGAGUCUGUAGCUGAGGACAGGUUCCUGCCUACUCACCUGUCUCCCAGGAGAUCCUCCUCGCCACCAGAGCCUGCCUCCCUCCAGACAGCUCAUCAGCCCCCUCUCCCUCCAGUCCUCCUGCAGCGGUACCUGGAGCUGCUGUUGGCUUCUCAGCCUGAGCUAGGCUACAAGGAGCCCUUCUUAUCUUCAUAUCCACAUCACCAGUUCAGCUACCCAGAUGGUACCUUCCGGGACAACCCCAACACUCACAAUGCUGAGCACCCUGCUCUGCUGGACCGAGCUGCUGCUUCCAAGGCCCUGUUUGGUGCCAGCACUGCUCCCUCCUAUAGGGGGCAGCAGGGACUGGAUGGAGGUCAACUUUUCCAGGACCUGGGAGCACUUUACCUAACACAGGAGCAGGCAGGUAAAUCGAGAACUAUGGCGCAGCAGAAGCACGAUUCCAGGACGGAUGGCCCCUUUCCGGACCAUGGAGACAGCUCUGAAUACAGAGGGGAGCUCCUGGCAGAGUCAGAUAGAGCACUAGAGAGGCUGGCGGCAGUGCUUGCCAGCUAUGGCAUCAGGCCCCAGGAUCUCACUCGCCAGCAUCUCAGCUCCUUUGCAGGUCUUCUCCGGCUCCUCCGGAGUCCAGCUGGAAGGCUUGGACCAGACACUCCAGAAUCUAAGCGGGUGACAGAAGCUGAAAUGCAACAUGGGGAGGAGCUGGAGCCACCCCCCUCUCAAGAGAGCUAUGUCAGUGCUGUGCCCACAGAGGGGCAGGAGCAGAGGGAGACGCUUAGCCCAACUAAGGCCAAAAUAACCAUGACGACAGCUUCCCCAGAACAACCUGAGCCCCUCCACGCUGGUGAGGAGGAAGCAGCUGGCCUCAAGAGGCAGGUGGCGGUGAUGAAGAAGAGCCACACACCAGGAGGGGGACCUGGCAAGGAUGAGGACCGGCCAGAGACAGCGCUGACUGCUGAGGAAUACGGCUACAUUGUCACUGACCAGAAGCCACUGGGUCUUGCUGCUGGCAUCCGGCUCCUGGAGAUUCUGGCUGAGCAUGUGCACUUGUCCACUGCCAGUUUCAUCAACAUCAGUGUUGUGGGCCCAGCUCUCACCUUCCGCAUCCGUCAAAACCACCAAAACCUGUCUCUGGGUGAUGUGGCCAACAGGGCUGCACGGGUGAAGCCACAGCUGGAGACGGAGGUGGGAGUGAAGAUCCUACAGACAGGUGUCGGGCAGCGCAACGAGGCUGCGACCUACCCGCACCCCACACACUUUGGCGACACCUUCCGCUCGGUGCUGCUCACCUUUAUCUUGCUGGCCUGCGUGGCUGGCAUUGUGAUAGCCGCCGCGGUGGUCUUCUGUCUGCGCCAGCAUGCCAAGCAGCGAGAGAAGGAGCGGCUGGCAGGGCUGGGGCCUGAGGGAGCGGCUGACAGCACCUUUGAAUACCAGGAGUUGUGUCGGCAGCACAUGGCUGCCAAAUCACUGUUUGGCCGUGCCGAAGCUCCCUCGCCCUCCGCUCCGGCGGAGAAUUCCCGCGUCAGCAGUGUCUCCUCACAGUUCAGCGAUGCGCCCCAGGCCAGCCCCAGUUCCCAUAGCAGCACGCCAUCCUGGUGCGAGGAGCCUGUGCAAUCCAACAUGGACAUCUCUACUGGGCACAUGAUUCUGGCAUACAUGGAGGACCACCUGCGCAACCGUGACCGGUUAGCCAAGGAGUGGCAGGCGCUGUGUGCAUACCAGGCUGAGCCUAAUUCCUGUGAGGCUGCGCAGCGUGAAGCAAACAUCAAGAAGAACCGCAACCCUGAUUAUGUGCCCUACGAUCAUGCCCGCAUCAAGCUGAAGGCAGAAAGCAAUCCUUCCCGCAGUGACUUCAUCAAUGCCAGCCCUAUUAUUGACCAUGAUCCACGGAUGCCAGCAUACAUUGCCACACAGGGGCCACCGUCCCAAACCAUCGCUGACUUCUGGCAGAUGGUGUGGGAGAACGGCUGCACUGUCAUUGUCAUGCUGAGCCCUCUAGUGGAGGACGGCGUCAAACAGUGUGACCGCUACUGGCCUGAUGAGGGCUCCUCCCUGUACCACAUCUAUGAGGUGAACCUGGUCUCUGAACACAUCUGGUGUGAGGAUUUCCUGGUGCGCAGCUUCUACCUGAAGAACGUCCAGUCUCAGGAGACACGAACUCUGACACAGUUUCACUUCCUGAGCUGGCCUGCAGAUGGCAUCCCCACCACCACACGGCCUCUCCUCGACUUCCGCAGGAAGGUGAACAAGUGCUACCGCGGCCGCUCAUGCCCAAUCGUCAUCCACUGCAGUGAUGGCGCAGGAAGGACUGGGACGUAUAUCCUUAUUGACAUGGUUCUGAACCGAAUGGCCAAAGGUGUGAAGGAGAUCGACAUCGCAGCCACCCUGGAGCACGUGCGAGAUCAGCGACCUGGCAUGGUGCAGACAAAGGACCAGUUUGAGUUUGCACUGACAGCCGUGGCGGAGGAGGUGAACGCCAUCCUGAAGGCCCUGCCACAGUGAUGCCCCACUCGGCGUACCCCAGCUUUGUGACUCCCCCCCAACUCGAUCCCUUUUGCCUCUGCUGUGCCGUGUCCUUGCCUGGGAUGUUCUUCCUUCACAAAGUCUAUUUCCAUGUUAUCGACCAUGACUGAAUUUAAGCUACGGGUGGUGGCCCCUCACCUGCCUGCCCCACCCAUCUGCCCCUAACCCUCCUCUUACUGUUGGGUGCUACCCUGCCCAUGUUCUCUUGGAACAGGGGUUGCCAGUGUUGUGCCCUCCACAUGCUGCCGGACAACUACAACUCCCAGGAGCCCUAGCUAGCAUUGCAAAUAGCCAGUUUGUAGUCUAGCAACUUCUGGAGGUUGACUGUCCUUGCUCUGGACGCAGCCCUUAGUUAAUGGCAAGUGGGUACUUUGACACACUUUGGAGGUUAGCCUGUGCCCUAAUAAACAUUGCUGGGUGUGCCGCAGAGCAAUACAAGGGGCUCUGCGCUCAGACAUGGAGUUAAGACACCUUUCAAGGCAAGUUUUCCAAGGAGCCUCCUACGUGUGCCCAGCCACUGUAGAUGUGCCUGCUUCUACAAAGGUGAGAGGUGUAGACUUUGUGGGUGCAUGCGAGCUCCUCAGCUAUACUAUAAAGAAUGCUGCUUUGUCCCUGUGCCAUAAUCAGGGAUAAUAUCCACGACAAGGCACUGCUAGGGAAGUCUAUCUAAUUGAACCAUGUGGUCCUCAUGCCCCUUCCAUCUCUUCCUCCUCCAAUCAUCUCCUCACCCUCAGUUUGGAGCAGCCCCCAAAGAGUCCCUAGGUCCAUGACAGGUGAGAGUGGGGAAAGCGUAACAAGGCUUCUACCCUAAUCACUCCUUUACCCUAUGUCAGGCAUGGCCAAACUUGGCCCUCCAGCUGUUUUGGGAUUACAACUCCCAUCAUCCCUAGCUAACAGGAACAGUGAUGAUGGGAAUUGUAGUCCCAACUGGGGGCCAAGUUUGGCCAUGCCUGCCCUAUGCCUACUCCCCGUUACUUACAUCCUAGCAGCAUUUCCCUCCUUUUCAAAAAAAAGGGGGGGACGGGGUGCCCCUCUGGGAGAGAUAGACUCAAGCCUGCUCCUCCCCACUGUGUUGCCCUCUCCAUUUUCUCUCUGUGAUGUUACGUACACCAAGAGACAUUUCUAGAGAAUCUAAUUUUGUAUUUGAUGUGAAUAAAGUUUUUGUGUCGCGUUUG